AUGGCUACCGAUAAGAGAUUGAAGCAGGUGGAAAGAGAAUGCCACCUGGAAAAAACCAAGGAGCAGUCAUGUGAUACUAGAAGUGAUUUGGAAAAUGCCUGGAAGGAAUUCAUGAAUGUCACAAAUCAGUAUAGGGAGGUGGGGAUGCGUCAUGCAUUCGACUUCAUUAAACAUCGUUUGGAGGUGAUUGAAUGCAUAUUCAACCUUUACAAUGACUCGCGGUGGCCUACCGAUGUAUUGGACCAGUGCUGGUACCAAUUUACCAACCCCGGAGGAAUGGAAGGCUUGGUCGGCUAUGUGCACCGGAAUCGAUUCCACGUGUUUUGCAGGGCGCCUUCGACCACUGCGCCACACGCGCCCUUAAGCUCUCCCCUAUUAGAACAAGAUAAUCUUCCUUAUUUUUGCAAAGACUGUGGGUUAGAAUAUAACUGGAUUCGUCACUUUGCACGGUAA
Angiostrongylus costaricensis is the source of this 453-nucleotide messenger RNA. Lineage: Eukaryota; Metazoa; Nematoda; Chromadorea; Rhabditida; Metastrongylidae. The record is from the annotation of a GenBank genome assembly.